GUAUUGGCGAUUGCCAUACUCGGGCUAACGUGACCCAAGACGUAGUGAAAAUGAUUGCCAGAGUGUGUGUCACAUCCAAGUUAUUCCAUUCAUAACACUGGUUUUUAUUUUGACAGUAAGAAUAGUGUGUGAUAGCCGUGAUGUACGAUUGAACAAACAAUACCUGAGGUAUAUUGUUAACGGGCAUUGAAACGGCUGGGCCGUGUAACAUCAGUGAUAUUGAUAACCGAGCGGUGCAGGAACAGGUUCCCCCCCUGCAUGUGUCACUUUUGCAAAAGCAUACUCGGGCUUUUUUUUUCGUCGCACAUCGUCGGACAAUUACAACAGCAACAACAAUCGUUGAGUUUAUAAACAGUUUGUGAGGCGCUUGAUUGUCGGGUCAAUCGGUGGUUUUUGGGGAACUCGAGGACUCAUAUAAUUGUGGAUCAGUGCUCACGGACUAUUUGGGCUCCACAAAUGUGCUUUAACGAGUCGAUAAUUUCGGUGGUGAUUUUUUAAUAAGCGUGUGUGUGAUGCCUGGGAGUCGAUCCAGUACCGACCCAGAACACAAAUCACCGCGGGAAAGUGGUGAAGACUCUGAAGAUGAGAGUGAAAUUCUGGAAGAGAGUCCCUGCGGGCGGUGGCUGAAGCGAAGGGAAGAGGUCUAUGUGGGAUCCAAGUCGACACUGGCUGAUGGUACGAAUUUUGGAGGGCUCAGGAGUGAUAACGACGUUUCUGAGAUGGAGGUUGGACAACGAGAUGUUCCUGGAAUUGACUGUGCCUACUUGGCUAUGGACACGGAGGAGGGGGUCGAGGUGGUCUGGAAUGAGGUGCAAUUCUCGGAGAGAAAAAAUUUCAAGGCACAGGAGGAGAAGAUUCAACUGGUUUUUGAAAAUUUGACACAACUCGAGCAUCCGAAUAUCGUCAAGUUUCAUAGGUAUUGGACGGACACUCAUAAUGACAAACCCAGAGUCAUAUUUAUAACCGAAUACAUGUCGUCAGGAUCAUUGAAGCAGUUCCUAAAACGCACAAAGCGAAAUGUCAAGAAACUACCACUUCAAGCGUGGAAGAGAUGGUGCACGCAAAUUCUCUCAGCACUCAGCUAUCUGCAUUCCUGCUCACCCCCCAUUGUUCAUGGAAACCUUACAUGUGAUACAAUAUUUAUUCAACACAAUGGUCUCGUCAAAAUAGGCUCAGUUGCUCCGGAGGCUAUUCAUCACAGAGUCAAGACCUGCAGAGCUAAUGUGAAAAAUAUGCACUUUGUUCCACCGGAGUGUGGAAACUCAUUAACACCUGCCAUUGACAUCUACUCAUUCGGCAUGUGCGCCCUUGAAAUGGCUGCCCUUGAGAUACAAGGGAAUGGUGAUAGUGGUACAGUCGUAACUGAGGAUAAUAUAAGGAAGACAAUAGAAUCACUGGACGAUGCUCAACAGAAGGAUUUCAUAAGUAAAUGUCUUCAGGCUGAUCCACACAGUAGACCGAGUGCACGUGAAUUAUUGUUCCAUCCAGUAUUGUUCGAAGUACAUUCGCUCAAAUUACUCGCAGCACAUGCCCUCGUCAAUUCUGCCACAAAUAUAUCGGAAACAAUUACGGAUGAGGUACUGCAGAGGUUAUACGGACCGGACACUGUACUCGCUGAAAUUAGAUAUCAAGGCCGACCCCCACACCAAAUACGACUGAGUGAUAUACCGGUUGCUGAGAAAUUGGAAAAAUUUGUGGAAGACGUCAAAUAUGGCAUUUAUCCAUUAACAGCAUUCAUAGCCAAAUUGCCACCUCCAGUUCGUCCACGGGCCAUAUCGCCUGAAGUUACCGAGUCUGUUAAAUCCGUAACACCAGAACCAGUUGAUGUAGAGACGCGUAGAGUAGUGAAUAUGAUGUGUAACGUUAAGCCUAGAGAAGACAGUGGCGAGUUGCUUCAAUUUCAGAUGACGAUAUUGUUACGGAUGGACGACAAGAUGAAUAGGCAGUUGACGUGCGCUGUCUCGCAAACGGAUUCGUCAAUGCUUCUCGCACAAGAGCUCGUACAUUUUGGAUUUAUCAAUGAGGAUGAUCGUGAUAAAAUAGCAAAUUUAAUAGAGGAAGCACUGCGAAGUUGUUUCAGCAAACAACUGACGAAUCCAGGAAUGGUAUCAUUGACUAAUUUACCUAGUCAAACGACACUGUUAUUACCAGAUCCUGAAUUUCAAUGCAACCAGAAUCUGGAUAAUUCCGUAGGUAACACUGUACCACCAAUCAACGACAGUGUAAUUAAUUCAACGCCAAAAUUAACAGGGCUUUCCAAUUCAACAAUUAGACCAUGCACAAAUACUGAUAAUACUGAACCACCUACGAUUGCUGAUAGUGGCAGUUAACCAUCCAUGAUACUCAGUAAGAUCAUUUCACUGUGCCACAUUGCACGCUCGAUGUAUAGACUGGCUAUGUAUUUUUAUAUUUUUAAGUAAUUUGCGAUUGAGAGGGGCGAGGGGGGAGGGGUUAUUUGGAGAAAGUGGUGCCGUGGCUGAGGUUCUCGUAUUUUUUUAUAUUAAAUUGUUAUAUCUGUAUGUUUUUUUUCCUCCUCUGUUUUUAAUUUAUUCUGACAUUAUGAUACUUCAUGACUUUUGGUGACAAUUGAUUUUUAAAAUUAGAGAGGGGAAUUUGUCGGAAUUCAGUGGUGCAUUGGUGACAUGGGAUGUUACAAUUUUAUGUUUUAAAAAUAUAUUUUGAUUCUUCGUUCAAAUUGAGAGCCACAAGUUAUUGAUUUUAAUGUUGUGAUUUGGAAUUUCGAAGUGUUGAGUGAAUUCAGGCAUUUAGUCGUUUUAAACUUUAAGUUAUCUUGAUAAUGAGGCAGUUUAGGGGAAAUUAUCAAGAGACAUUUGUUUUUGCUGGUGAAGUUCUCUACAAAAAAUGUCUUUUGACAUUUUCUUCUAGAUUCACUCAUUACCGAGAUAAUCCGCUAUUAAUGAAAAUGGCAAAAUCAACUCGUUCGUUUUAUCACGUCUCGCCACUUCACCACUGAAUUCACAUGAAUUAUCUCCGCAGGACCAUCUAAAUUAAUCCAUACUGAUUCUACGUAUUGAUACCAAUCAAGUGAAUUACACCGUAAAAAAACGGCAACUCAAUUAAAUCGAAUGAAACAACUGUAUGAAAAAAUUAAAAUUCGAAACUGUUAAUACAGAUAUUUACCAAAAACUUAAA
Messenger RNA from Diachasma alloeum, 3153 nucleotides. RefSeq names its product nuclear receptor-binding protein homolog (gene Madm). Gene Ontology annotation, molecular function: protein serine/threonine kinase activity; ATP binding. The coding region runs from base 513 to 2330 and encodes 605 amino acids. The record is from RefSeq and is a predicted model, not a curated record. The transcript is spliced from 11 exons. Gene Ontology annotation, cellular component: cytoplasm; endomembrane system. Gene Ontology annotation, biological process: protein phosphorylation; endoplasmic reticulum to Golgi vesicle-mediated transport; intracellular signal transduction. NCBI's taxonomy places the organism in Eukaryota, Metazoa, Arthropoda, Insecta, Hymenoptera, Braconidae.